CACCUGGCCUGCUGGACUGAUGACUACUAGCGUGACCGCACUUCCUGACCAAGAGACUGGCCAGAUAAAGAUGCUGCAUGUCCACAUAGUCAGAUUUCGAGAGUCAUCUGGGGUGGCGUUGUUCAUCAGUAGUUGCCAUGGUGUUGCGGACGGUACCGGCUUCUACAGUUUCGUAAAUCGCUGGGCAGACGAAAUGCGAGCAUUGCUGACUGGAGUGCCUGCGCCUGAGGUAAGUGUCUGCUUUGAUCGUGCAGUUCUUAUCGGUGAUCCUACUGAUGAGAGAGCCGAAGUUGAUGAACUUCACCGGCUUGGUACUACGAACCCUCCGCCUGUAGCAAUAGCCUUGUCAUUGCUUUCCCCAAUAGAGCGCAACAAGGCAAUUCAUGCCAGUAUGCCAAAUGCUAACCACCAAGGCUGCCUCUACCGGAUCGAUCACGACAAGCUUGCAUGUCUGCGAGAUGGUGUGCAGAAGUGCACAGUGGAUGGCCCCCGGGUUUCAAUUAACGAUGCCCUGAGCGCACUGAUCGUCAAGACAGUGUCUCAGGCGCAGUCUGCAAAUAUUUCUGGGUCUCUUGACCAGCCAAACAAGCCUAGUGAUGGUGCACAUCUCCAUUUGACCACUAUUGUAUGCGAUUCCCGGCACCGUCUCGGUAUAUCUGACAUGAAUUAUAUUGGAAAUGCCCAGUAUAUGUCCAUGGUAACAAGCACGGUCGAGAGGAUCAUCCAGGCGACCACGUUGGAGACGUUGGCCGAGGUUGCAGUCAAUAUCAGACAUACUGUCAACCGCGCACAGGGGCCGCAGAUACGAGCCUAUUUUGAUGUGCUAAACCAGAACCCAACCCUUUUCAUGAGUCCGGCAAUCAUGGAAAAACUGUAUGGGCUACAUACAACCAUAUCGAAUCAGUCUCGGUUUGGACUGUACGACAUAGACUUUGGAUAUGGAGCCGCAGAUUUUGUUACUAGUCGCCCCACUCGAUUCGCUGGCAUAGUCAGCAUCCUGCCUGGUCGCCCACCAAGCAAGGAUGUGUAUAUUUCCAUUACUGACACACCAGCAGUGCUUGAGAGUAUCUGCAACAACAAGUUUUGGAGACGCUUUGCUGAUUUUGUUUACUAA
Linderina pennispora is the source of this 1114-nucleotide messenger RNA. RefSeq lists its product as uncharacterized. The transcript has a single exon. The record is from RefSeq and is a predicted model, not a curated record. NCBI's taxonomy places the organism in Eukaryota, Fungi, Kickxellomycota, Kickxellomycetes, Kickxellales, Kickxellaceae. Bases 20 to 1114 code for a protein of 364 amino acids. Gene Ontology annotation, molecular function: acyltransferase activity, transferring groups other than amino-acyl groups.